This is a messenger RNA of Penicillium macrosclerotiorum, 327 nucleotides long. Its product is annotated as putative copper resistance protein Crd2. The coding region runs from base 1 to 327 and encodes 108 amino acids. The transcript has 3 exons. NCBI's taxonomy places the organism in Eukaryota, Fungi, Ascomycota, Eurotiomycetes, Eurotiales, Aspergillaceae. The record is from RefSeq and is a predicted model, not a curated record.
AUGGUUCACCCCGCUUCUACCUGCUGCAAGACCACCCCUGGUGCUGGUUGUGUCUGUGCUGCCCAGGCUAAGUGCUCCUGUGGCAAGGAAAGUGCUCUGCACUGCUCUUGUAACAAGGCUUCCGCCGAGAACGCCGUCUCAGGACCGCGGUGCUCUUGCCGCGCCCGCCCUGCUGGCCAGUGCACUUGCGAGCGAUCCGCCGCGGAGAACAAGCCUAUCGACGGCGAGACCUGUGCGUGUGGCAGCCGACCCUCUGCUUCUUGCACCUGUGAGAAGGCCGAAGCCGUCGAGUCUUCCCUGGAGGUUGACUUCACCACCCGCGCUUGA